GUCUCUAAGUGUCCUGGAAAUGAAUCUGAAUAUCAUUAUUUAACACCAAGCCUGAGCCAUGCAGCAGAGGGUAAAGUUGUUGAUAUGAUGUUAAAAGUGGAAACUACCUUUAUACCAUGUGUCAAAUUACACUAUCACCCUGACCCAGUGUUCAUUAACUACCAGCUACACACUGAACUGGAUCCUGAUCUGGAAUUAAAAAUAUAUAAAGAAAAUGACAACUUGAAUAUUUCUAAAACUGAGGUAGAUGUUUAUCUGUCAUAUAUGAGCGGUGCACAGACCAAAAAGAUAUGGUUCAGCGUCCAAAAUAUUACCAAAAAAACAGAUCGUAGCACCAUACUGUGCAAAUACAAAAGGGAAGGAACAGACAAGAUUGACUUUUCCACAGUGAAAGUUUUUGUCAAAUUAGGAAAUUUUGAGCAUGAAGUCAAACCAGCAUCAUCACACAUAUAUUUAUAUGUUCUUAUUUUGCUACCUAUUGUAGUGGGCGUCAUUAUAGCGGCAUUCAUAGUUACUAGAUACAAAUCCAAAGAGCUAACCCGUAAACAGAGUCAGCAACUUGAACUGCUGGAAUAUGAAAUUCGGAAGGAAAUACGCGAGGGAUUUGCUGAACUGCAGAUGGAUGAAUUAGAUGUGGUGGACAGUUUUGGAACCGUUCCCUUCCUUGACUACAAACACUUUGCUCUUAGAACUUUCUUUCCAGAGUCAGGAGGCUUUGCAUCCAUCUUCAGUGAAGACAUGCCACAGAGCAGAGACCAAACAAGCAAGGAUGACAGCUUCAACAUGUUGCAUGCUUUAAUUUGUAACAAGAACUUUCUUGUUACUCUCAUUCACACCCUUGAAAAGCAGAAAAAUUUCUCUGUGAAAGACAGGUGCUUGUUUGCAUCCUUCUUGACCAUUGCACUACAGACUAAGCUAGUUUAUCUAACCCAUAUUUUGGAAGUGUUGACAAAGGACUUGAUGGAGCAGUCAAGCAAUGUGCAGCCUAAGCUCCUGCUCAGACGAACCGAAUCUGUGGUAGAAAAAUUGCUGACAAACUGGAUGUCUGUCUGCCUUUCUGGAUUUCUCCGGGAGACAAUUGGUGAACCUUUCUAUUUGCUAGUGACAACCCUCAAUCAGAGGAUUAACAAAGGACCUGUUGAUGCAAUAACUUGCAAAGCCCUGUACACGCUUAACGAAGACUGGCUGCUGUGGCAAGUGUCUGAAUUCAAAACAGUGACAGUGAACAUUAUCUUUGAAAAAAUCCCAGAAAAUGAGAGUGGAGAUGCCUGUCAAGUUAUCCAAGUUAAUGUUCUGGACUGCGACACCAUAGGUCAAGCCAAGGAGAAGAGCCUUCAGGCUUUCCUAAAUAAGAAUGGCUUUCUCUAUGGUCUUCAGCUGGAUGAAAUUGGUCUUGAACUUGUGUCUGAGGAGCAGCAAAGAGAAUUGCUAGAUAUUGAUGGUUCCUCAGAGGUGAUGGAGGAUGGGAUAAGGAAGCUAAAUACCAUCAGUCAUUAUGAGAUUUCAAAUGGAGCAACCAUAAGAGUCUUUAAAAAGAAGGCAAAUUCCCGAUCAGACGUGGACUACUCGGAUGAACACUGUCAUUUGAUUUUACCAGACUCCGAAGCAAACAAAGAUGUGAAGGGAGCGGGUCACAAAGGAAAGCAAAAAUUCAAAGUGAAAGAAAUGUAUCUGACAAAGCUUCUGUCAACCAAGGUUGCAAUUCAUUCAGUUGUUGAAAAGCUCUUCAGGAGCAUUUGGAGUUUACCCAACAAUAAAGCACCUGUUGCCAUCAAGUACUUUUUUGACUUUCUGGAUGCCCAGGCUGAGAGCAAAAAAAUUACUGAUCCUGAUGUGGUCCAUAUAUGGAAAACCAACAGUCUUCCUCUUCGCUUCUGGGUGAACAUACUGAAGAAUCCCCAGUUUGUCUUUGAUAUUAAGAAGACUUCACAUAUAGAUGGCUGUUUGUCUGUAAUCGCACAAGCUUUCAUGGAUGCCUUUUCUCUAGCAGAACAGACACUGGGAAAGGAAGCACCAACAAAUAAACUUCUCUAUGCUAAGGACAUUCCACUCUACAAGAAAGAGGUGAAAGCGUACUAUAAAGCCAUCAGGGAUCUGCCUCCAUUGACCACUUCAGAGGUUGAAGAAUUUCUAACUCAGGAAUCUAAGAAACAUGAAAAUGAAUUUAAUGAGAAAGUGGCCUUGAUUGAAAUCUACAGAUACAUAGUGAAGUAUUAUGAUGAGAUUGUCAGCAAACUCGAGCGAGAACGGGGGUUUGAAGAAGUCCAGAAACAGCUCCAGCAAGUAAAAGCCUUAUUUGAUGAAAAGAAAAAAUGCAAAUGGCUUUGAGCAGAGCACUGACUCACAGCAUCACUGUGGGGGAUUUAAAAUUAGCGCUACUGCUCCC
Molecule: messenger RNA, 2386 nt
Organism: Antrostomus carolinensis (chuck-will's-widow)
Lineage: Eukaryota; Metazoa; Chordata; Aves; Caprimulgiformes; Caprimulgidae
Product: plexin-C1
Exons: 19
Biological process (GO): regulation of cell migration; semaphorin-plexin signaling pathway; negative regulation of cell adhesion
Cellular component (GO): semaphorin receptor complex; plasma membrane
Molecular function (GO): semaphorin receptor activity
Source: RefSeq, a predicted model, not a curated record